ACGUCAAUAACUUCGACACGCAAUUCUAUUGGUCAAUGCGCUUCUGAGAGUGGUGUUUGUCAAAGAACGGUGGUUAAACUUGUCUGUCUCCUUUGCUACAUGCUAGGACGCGUCACAUGGGACAUUAUACUUUAACCUGACAGCUAACCUUUCUGCAGCCCUGUUUAACCUGUCACCCACUGCCCCUUCUCACUGUCGGACCAUUCAGACAACAACAUGGCGAGCGUUGGCCGGCUCUCCACCAAGGAUGCAGUGCUCUUCCUGUGUGACAUGCAAGAGAAGUUCAGACCCAACAUCUUCCAGUUCACCAACAUCGUGAGCAAUGCUGCCAGAGUGCUCCAGGCCAGCCGUGUUCUGGGUAUCCCCUCGAUUUUGACGGAGCAGUACCCAAAAGGUCUGGGUCCCACAGUACCAGAGCUGGGAGCAGGAGACCUGAAAGCUCAUGCUAAGACGUCAUUCACCAUGAUGAUCGAGGAUGUGGAGAAGGAGCUGCAGGCCCUGGGGAACCCCAAACAGGCUAUACUCUGUGGAAUCGAGGCACACGCCUGUAUUGCAUGCACAACAUUUGACCUGCUGGAAAAGGGAAUGGAGGUUCAUAUUGUGGCUGAUGCCGUCUCAUCCAGAAGCCAGACAGACCGUCUGUUUGCUCUGUCCCGACUGAAGCAGAGUGGAGCUUAUCUCACUACCACAGAGGCCGUUCUGCUGCAAUUGGUUCAAGACGCCAAACACCCCAACUUCAAGGAGAUCCAGAAGCUUCUGGCCCACCCGUCCCCUGACACCGGCCUCCUCGCCUUCUUCAGCGCUCUGUAGGGAGAUCAUCACCUUUCAUUCUGUCCCAAAAGAUACUGUACAGAGUUUCACUGCUUCCAACACACUGAUAAAGAGCUUCAAUAAAGUGAUGCUGCUACAAA
Molecule: messenger RNA, 911 nt
Organism: Plectropomus leopardus (leopard coralgrouper)
Lineage: Eukaryota; Metazoa; Chordata; Actinopteri; Perciformes; Serranidae
Gene: isoc2
Product: isochorismatase domain containing 2
Source: RefSeq, a predicted model, not a curated record